UUGAAAACUCUGCUGCUUGAAUUCACACCGGCUGUGCUGUCGUCAUUCAAAACAACAGAGCUCACUUUGGAUCAGUAUCAUUCCAACAUGUGUAGAGGACUUGCUACGCUUCCUGCAACAUGCUUAAAAAGCGCCAAAGACAUCAAACAUAAAAUAUCCUUCUUACUCCAGAAGCCGGAGCACCACACAUCUCAUCAGAGUCAGAUAAAAGAGAAAAAUGAUGCUGCAGCUGCUAAGAGUGGGCCAACUGCAGCUGAGGUGAAGAAAUGGAAGGAAUCUUUCAACCAUGUGAUUACCAGUGAGAUGGGUCGUACCGUCUUCGGCAACUUCCUGAAGUCAGAGUUUAGCAAGGAGAAUCUGGACUUCUGGGUCGCCUGCGAAGUAUACAAGAAGUCUGCUCCUUCUAAGAUGGCCAACAGAUCCAAGCAGAUCUACCAGCAACAUGUUGAGGCCGAUGCCACCAAUGAGGUGAACUUAGACGCGGCCACCAGAGAGGAAACAAAGAAAAACGUAGAGAACCCCUGCCCGUGUUGUUUCGACGAGGCCCAGCAGAUGAUCUACACCUUGAUGGAGAAAGACUCCUACAGGCGCUUCCUCAACUCCAAACUGAUCCAGGAUCUGACACGGACCACUGCUGCUCAGGAGAAGAAGGAACGGAAAAUCUCUGACAGUGCCAAGAACGGGCAGGCCUUAACGGGUGGCGCCUAAACAGCAGAGUGAACACUGAAGACUGGAAGAAGAAUGUGCCAAAGACUGAAAAAGUACUGGAAAGUUAACACUGGUAAAGAACGGUUGGUUUUUGUCUUAAAUAUGUAUUGAGUAGAAAAAAGUGGUUUUGAACGUGACAUUUGUUGAAGACUUUAUUUCUGUUUUAUACUUUGAAGGUCCAAUUUACGAAGGUGAAUCAAUAUUUAAUAUUUUAACAACUAUGUUUAAAUGUUUGCAGCCUGCUAUUCAAGCCAUGGCCAGGUCAUAUAGAUACUCACAACAGAAAACAAUCUACCUCCACCCAACAGACACACCUUCAAACAACAACUGCCAGUGGAGCCUUUUGUGAGAGAGGUUUGUUUUCUUUGACAAAUAACACAUUUUUUGUUCUUUAACUGACCCAAUUUAACUUUAAAGAUGAGAGCAUAGAGACCACGAUCACACUGAGCGAUAUUCUGUGAAAGCUCUAUAAAAGUGAGGAUGACUAAACUAUCAGUGCUUUUAUUUAUUUUUAUUUUUAUUAUCAUGUUGGUCAGUAAUCCAGUAUGUAGGUUUUAUUGAACUAAAUUCAAUCAACCUUAAUGUAUUCAUCUGCAAUGCAAAAGUGUUGAUAUGGUUAUAAUAUUAACUUACAGUAGGCUAUAUGCACCGAACACAAUUUAAAGAUGACAUAUAAUGCACAUUUACAGAUUCAAACUUGGAUUCAGGGUUUCUACCUGAACAUGUUUACAUGCUUUAAAGUUCAAAAAACACAUUAAUUUUCUUUACAUUUGCUGCCUGAAAAAAAUCUGUAUUCCCACUGUUUGAAACACUUCGUUUUAGCGCCUAUCUUUAUAAAAUCCCUCCGUCAGAAAAACAGUUUAUUUGAAACCAUUUCUCCCCCAGACAGCCUACACAAAUCUGUCAGGGUCUUCUAUUCUGUUUUGUGGGUCAGAUACCCAAAUGAAUGUGCACAAACAAAGUGUUAGCAUUUAGCUUUACAUUAUGUUCUUCUUCAUUUCCUACGUUAACAUUCAUCAUGCAAGCACAACUGCAAACGUUUCAAGGUUCAAGGGUUCAAGGUUCUUUAUCGUCAAACUAACAUAGCUACAGAGUAAUUAUGUCGUUGAAAAUCUUAGCUCAGAGGCUU
This is a messenger RNA of Notothenia coriiceps (black rockcod), 1837 nucleotides long. RefSeq names its product regulator of G protein signaling 4 (gene rgs4). The coding region runs from base 88 to 708 and encodes 206 amino acids. The transcript has 5 exons. NCBI's taxonomy places the organism in Eukaryota, Metazoa, Chordata, Actinopteri, Perciformes, Nototheniidae. The record is from RefSeq and is a predicted model, not a curated record.